Messenger RNA from Nicotiana tabacum (common tobacco), 366 nucleotides. The record is from RefSeq and is a predicted model, not a curated record. NCBI's taxonomy places the organism in Eukaryota, Viridiplantae, Streptophyta, Magnoliopsida, Solanales, Solanaceae.
AUGCAUGUUAAGUGGGAACCCCCAAAUCAGAGUUUCUAUAAACUCAAUUCAGAUGAAGCUGCCUGCACUACGAUUGGCGCCGCAGGUUAUGGAGGAGUCAUUCGUGAUUCUAAUGGCAACUGGAUUGUUGGAUACACUGGUAGUUCAAAGCACACAACUAGUUUACAUAUGGAGCUAAUGGGUCUUUUACAAGGCCUUCGUUUAGCACACCUUCGCCAACUCACACCUUCGGAAGUAGUUGUUGAUGCAAAAGAGUUGGUUGAUCCUCGUGUUACUCAUACAUAUCGGGAGCAAAACCAAGUGGUGGAUUCUAUGGCAAAGCACGACCUUAUGGAAUACCGUGGUCCAUCAAUGCUCGUUUUUUAA